AUGGUAAACACGGCGAGAGCAGUGGUCUGUUUGACUCUCUGGCUGGCUGUAUGUCAAGUCAGAGGCUCUUACAUCCCACCAGAGAUGAACAAAACCAUCCAGAACCUCCUGCAGCACUAUAAAAUUUCAAAUGCCCAGAGGUUUAACGGGCAACCGGUCUUCUCCAAGGACCCACUGAAUGGCAAAAUGGAGACAAAGAUGGUGUUUAUGCGUGCUGUUUUGGACACCUAUGAAAAGCUGAUUGAGCGCAUGAAGAAGCAGGUGUCGAAUCCCCACAUAGCUGCAACCCAGGAACACUCUGCCUCUUCUGUCGCCCCUGCUGUCCCCACCGUCGCCCCUGGCACUGACAGUAAUGCCAACGCAGGAGCAAUGGCAAAGGAAAGUGGUCUCAAGAAGGAGUUGGGUUUCCUUCUGACGAAGAUCACACAACUGAAGAGGACCUACAAAGAGGAAGAAAAGUUUCUGCACAGUCUGAAGAAACUUGGAGACAUCAAGAUGGAUGACAUGGUCGUCCAGAGCAAAGCACUGUGGGAGCUCCCGUGGCUGUACGAGGAGGCAAGCACACUGGUCGAAGUGAAUCAGCGGAGGAGGAGGCGAAGACGGCAAGCACGGAAGUUCAAAACACGCCCUCAAUUACAUUAAUAAUGACAAAAACAGC
This is a messenger RNA of Scomber japonicus (chub mackerel), 658 nucleotides long. RefSeq names its product interferon gamma-like. Gene Ontology annotation, cellular component: extracellular region. Lineage: Eukaryota; Metazoa; Chordata; Actinopteri; Scombriformes; Scombridae. Gene Ontology annotation, biological process: immune response. The record is from RefSeq and is a predicted model, not a curated record. The transcript has 4 exons. The coding region runs from base 1 to 642 and encodes 213 amino acids. Gene Ontology annotation, molecular function: type II interferon receptor binding.